Messenger RNA from Funneliformis mosseae, 990 nucleotides. NCBI's taxonomy places the organism in Eukaryota, Fungi, Glomeromycota, Glomeromycetes, Glomerales, Glomeraceae. The record is from the annotation of a GenBank genome assembly.
AUGGUAGUUAGAGUAUUAGAUGAUUAUUAUUUAGCCAUAACAGCAAUAUUAACAAUUGGAUAUCAACUAAUUUUUUUUACUAUCGCUUAUACAUUUCAAAUUGAUUCAGUGACUGAUUUUGGAGGUGGCAGUAAUGUUGCUUUAUUGGCGAUAUUAACAUUAGUUCUUGGUCAGACAUGGUAUGUUCGACAAAUAAUCGCGACGACAUUCGCAGUUUUGUGGGGUGCAAGAUUAGGAUUAUUUUGUUUAUAUCGAAUGUUAAAAUCAGGAAAGGAUUCAAGAUUUGAAAGUAUUAGAUCUAAAUUUGCAUCAUUGCUGUUCUUCUUUGUGUUACAAAUGAUAUGGGUUUGGAUAAUUAGUUUACCUUUCAUAUUUUUAAAUUCUCCAAGAAUAAGUAAUGAUGAAUAUGAUGGCAGGGAUGUUAAAUUCGGUAGAGCUACCGAUGUUAUUGGUGUGUUUGUAUUUAUCAUCGGUAUAUUAUUUGAAUCUAUUUCUGAUUUUCAAAAGUUCGUGUUCAGACAAAGCCGUACAUCACCAACACAAUUUAUGAAGACAGGACUUUGGUCGUGGAGUAGGCAUCCAAAUUAUUUCGGUACAAAUGCCGCUUAUGCUUCCAUUACCUCUCCCGUAUUCACAAUUUUCUUGCUCAUGUUUUUAAGUGGGAUGCCAUUAAACGAACGUCCUGCACAUGAAAAACAAUGGAAGCAAGGAAACUGGAAUGAUUACUCCAAAUAUCUUGAGCGUACUUCUGUAUUAAUACCAUUUCCACCAAGUCUCUAUGAACCAUUACCGCGAAUAAUUAAAAGUACCUUAUUUUUGGAAUUUCCUCUGUAUAGAUAUGUACCUGAUUUAGAAAAUGGUGAUCAAAGUGGUUUAACUAGAGAUGGUGCAAGUGUAAAUGCAUUUUGGUUCACGUCACCGGCCGGGUCACCUUUAAAUUUUGACCAAAAAAAAAGUGUAAAGAUUUUAUCUCAAUACUUCGAAAUAUAA